AUGAGUGCUGUAGUUCUUCCUGCAAGCUCUGUAUCUGAAGCUCCUGACAAACCCCCUAUUACACCAUCUGGUCAAGAGCCAAUUAGUGGCAAAACAUCUCCAGUUAUGGCUCAGCCUUGCAACGAAGGAAACCAGGAAAUGCAUCAAACUGCUGCUCAUGUCGCUGAUUCUUCAGCUCUUACUUCCCCCACAAUACUUAACCCACCAGAAGUACAGAGGUUGGUUGUUGAACAUGUGGUGAGGAGUGGAGAAGGUGUUGCUCAGGCACACAUACCCAUGCGACUCAGACUGUUUUCUGGUAGGAAACCUCGUCCUGCUAAUGAGACAGAUUAUGACACAUGGCGUUCUAGUGUCGAUCUUGUUCUGAAGGAUCCUGCAAUAUCUGAUCUUCAUGGUUCAAGAAAGAUUCUAGAUAGCCUUUUGCCCCCAGCUGCUGAUUUCAUUAAACAACUAAGCGCUGACGCUGCUCCAUCAGCUUACCUGCAGUUGCUAGAUUCUGCCUUUGGUACAGUCGAAGAUGGUGAUGAACUUUUUGCUAAAUUCAUGAAUACCUUGCAGGAUGCAGGAGAAAAACCUUCGGCCUACCUGUAUAGGCUUCAGGCAGCCUUGAACAUAGCAAUCAAGCGUGGUGGUGUGUUGGCCAGUGAAGCAGACCGACACCUUUUGAAACAAUUUUGUCGGGGCUGCUGGGAUGAUGGUUUAAUAGCUGACCUGCGAUUGGCACAAAAACGAGAUGAUCCUCCUACUUUUGCGCAGCUAUUAUUGAUGUUACGAACCGAGGAAGAUAAACAUACUGCAAAAACCAUUCGUAUGAAGCAACAUCUAGGUAGUUCCAAGCAGCGUGCACUGAUGAACACCCAGAGGAUCUGGGUAUGCGAUGAACCUAAGCAAAGUACAGAUUGCAAUGUGUUGUCAUUAGCAACAGAAGCUAAGGAGCUUAAAAAACAGAUAGCCACUCUACAGAGCCAAUUAGCUAAACUCGCUACUAAAUCUGAGGCCCCAAAGAAACUGGCAUCACAAACCGUAGAUCGGAAAGCUUUCAAAGACAAAAAAUCAACCAAGCCAAGUGUUGAAUCUACAAUGCCUAUGCAUUAUAAACAAACUGACAAACCCAGGCCAUGGUACUGUUUUCAAUGUGGGGAAGAUGGCCACAUUGCCUCCUCCUGUGAUUCACAGCCCAAUCCAGCACUUGUGGCUGAAAAGCGUAAACUUCUAAGGGAGAAACAGUCCCAGUGGGAAUCUCAAAACAAUAUGGCAAAGGCUGCUUUAAACCAGAGCCAGUUCCUGUUGCGGGACAGCCAGGGACUGAAACAUUAA
This is a messenger RNA of Danio aesculapii, 1317 nucleotides long. Its product is annotated as zinc finger CCHC domain-containing protein 12-like. NCBI's taxonomy places the organism in Eukaryota, Metazoa, Chordata, Actinopteri, Cypriniformes, Danionidae. Bases 1 to 1317 code for a protein of 438 amino acids. The transcript has a single exon. The record is from RefSeq and is a predicted model, not a curated record. Gene Ontology annotation, molecular function: nucleic acid binding; zinc ion binding.